Messenger RNA from Fusarium keratoplasticum, 1737 nucleotides. RefSeq lists its product as uncharacterized. The transcript is spliced from 9 exons. The coding region runs from base 1 to 1737 and encodes 578 amino acids. Lineage: Eukaryota; Fungi; Ascomycota; Sordariomycetes; Hypocreales; Nectriaceae. The record is from RefSeq and is a predicted model, not a curated record.
AUGUGCGCUUGUAGAAAAGCAGGGCAUACACGCGAUGCAACCUCGACGUCUGUGAUAAUAUUCCAGACAGGUCUGGUGGCAAGAACAAGAGUUUACCGACGGCUGAGAACAGGGUCAUAUGAGAAAAAGGCGAAUAUAGGAAAUGGCCGCGUGAACACUCAGCUCUCCAUGGAUGAUGAUGAAUCUCAUCUUGGGCCCAGAUCUUGGGCCCCGACACGUCAGUGUGUAUUCUCAAAUAUGGUUGCAUUCAAGUCGACGCUGCUGUUGCUCAGCGCAGCAAGCACCGUUUUCGCGUUGCCUGCCAGCACUAAGAACCCUGAAUACGGUAUCAAUGGCGAGCUCGUAGACUCGGAUGUCGACAAGAGGUCAAACUAUUACGCCCCUCCAUACGCAGUCUGCAACUCUCGUGACCAGAAUUAUCGGGCCUUGAAGAACAACCAGGCAAAGGGAUCAGCUUUCUGCUCUGCCUACCUUCGCACUACCAAGACCAAGACGGUGACCCCCGUUGUUCGCAAGACCACCACCAAAACAACCACCAAAGUCGCCACGGUCCAGAAGACCGGCACUGUCACAACCAAGGCUUCGUACACUGUCACAGCCAAAGCGACGAGAACGGCCCAAGCCACCGUCACAAAGAUUCGCACUAACCAAGUUACCGAUACCACCACCAAAAAGGUCACGGGCACUUUCACAAACAAGGUCACCAGGACGGCUACAGCUCAGAUUACAGAAACUGUGACAGAACAAGUCACAGACAGCAUGACGGAGCAGAUUACCAGCACUGCCGCUAACACCAUCACGAAUACCGUCACAAAGAUAGUCACGAGCACCAAAACCGAUGAGAUCACGAACACGGAUUCGUCCACGGUUACCCUAACCUCUACAGCGGACACUCCCACGGCGACUGUCAGCCAAGAGUACCACUGCGCUAUCAAUGGCUUUGGAACUAGCGCCUACAGUGUUGGUCAGACCAGUAACAGCGGCAUCAACUUUGACACCUGCAAAGCGUACUGCUCUGCCAUUUCCAGCGCCGUCAGCUUCGGUUUUGGUUCUGGUAUGUGCGCUUGCUACAGCCAGUCAGCGAAGGUCAAUGCUAGACCGCAAAGCUCUCAGACGGCAUACUAUUUCUACGACAUGGCUUGUCCCACUGCCAAUCAGCCUACCAAGCGAGACUUGACCAAGCGUGUUCAAGUCCCUGCAUAUCUGCCACGCCACAAUCCCCGCGAAGUGAGCAGCGCCUGUUCGUGUCUCGUUACCAAGCCGCCUGCUCCAGCCACUACCACCGUUACUGCCAAGUAUCCCAAAACGGUGGUGUCUACGGUGGUCAAGUGCAAGACAGUGACGACGACGAAGCAAAGAACUAUUACCGUCACUGAUCGCAAGAUCUACACGGCUACCAGCUACGGAACUGUGACCAACACAAACUACAAGACGAUCACAGUAACAAAUCGCAACACCGCCACAGCCACCAGCCCGGUUACUGUAACGGCCACUCAGUACAUCACCGUCACUGUCACGAACCGUAACACUGCUUACGCCACCAACUACAAUACGGCCUACUUCACCAAUGUCAACACGGUCUCCAGCACGGAUACUGUAGUUGCUACUACCACAAGAACGGAUUACGUCACAAUCACCCAGUAUGAUACGGUAACGAAUACUGCUGUGGCCUAUGCUACGGUGACUCCUGAUACUGUUACUGUGACGCAGGGAACCACCUACAUCUAUGGGUCCUGA